UUCAUAAUAGAAGGUAGAAUAUUUAGGAGCGUCUAUCAAUUUUUAACAAAGAAAUAUGACAGAAGAAGUAUUUGAUCAAAUUAUUACAAAAGAACAAUGUUUGAAAUUAGUUGAGAAAACAAUUAAAACAAAUCAGUUUAAAUUGUUGAAUUAUUCCUUGAAACCGUUGGGUGGUGUGAAAAAGGGAUUUUUGGCAACGCAUUUAAAAGGAACAUUCGACAUAAAAUGCAGGGAAAAGACACAAACGUUAAAUUUUUUCAUGAAAUUAAAAUUGGAUGAAAAUGAUGCUGUUGGGAAAUUAAGUAAUGAUGAAAAUGAUGUGUACAUACGUGAAUCGACAUUUUUAAAAUUGGCGACAAAUGAUUUUCAAGUGACGUGGGCACCAAAAUUCUAUGAUUAUAUUGAUAAUAAACUGAUUGUGUUAGAAGAUUUAUCAGAGCGUGGAUUUAAAGUUGCUGAUUUGGAAGAGUAUGAUUUAAAUCAUUGUUAUGUGGGGUUAAAAGCAUUAGCCAGUUUUCAUGCAUUUAGUUUUAAAUUUUUACAUGAUAAACGUUUGGAAAACAAUGAGUAUUCAAUUUUAAAGGAAUAUCCGUACUUUUUCAUGGAAAAUUUAUUUUCAAAUGAGACGGAAUUGGGUCGGAAAUUUGUAAAAGCAACAAAAGGUGGAAUGAAUUGUAUAAUUGAACAAAUGCAACUAAAAAAUUUUGAGCAAGUACAAAUGAAAUUAAAUGAAAUAUUUGAUCGUAUGCCAGAUGAAAUAAAACCAAAGGAAAAUAAAUACCAUGUGAUUUCGCAUGGUGAUUUGUGGGCUAAUAAUAUUAUGUUUUCACAUGAAAAUAAUGUUCCAAAACAAUGUUGUAUGGUUGAUUAUCAAAUACUACGUUAUCUUCCACCUACUGUUGAUCUACAAUUUUUUUUAAGUGUAAACUCUCCCCCAAGUUUACGGGCAAAACAUUUUCGUGAAUUAUUAGAAUAUUAUUAUCAACAAUUAUCACAAGAGUUAAAUGUGUUUGGUUUGGAUUCGAAUGAAAUUUAUCCAAAAGAAAUAUUUGAGCAAAGUUGUAUCGAUACAGUUGUGCUGUCCGUGAUGUUUGCAACCUGGUAUAAACCUCUUUUACUAUUGCCUCGGCAUAAAAUGAUUACUUAUCUUUCUGAUCCUGCCUACAGUGAGGAAGUUAUGUAUGGUGAUCGUGCGAAAUAUAUUAAAGAAGAAUUGGAAAUCAAUCACGUUUACAAAGAAAAAAUAUUUAAAGAAUUUCAGGUGUUAAUUGAUAUAACUGCAUAAUGCAUUUAAUGCAUGCCUUGAAGUAUUGAUUAGGAUUAAAAAUGGUUUUG
Messenger RNA from Chrysoperla carnea, 1335 nucleotides. RefSeq lists its product as uncharacterized. The coding region runs from base 56 to 1285 and encodes 409 amino acids. The transcript has a single exon. The record is from RefSeq and is a predicted model, not a curated record. NCBI's taxonomy places the organism in Eukaryota, Metazoa, Arthropoda, Insecta, Neuroptera, Chrysopidae.